Osmerus eperlanus (European smelt) is the source of this 513-nucleotide messenger RNA. RefSeq names its product Purkinje cell protein 4a (gene pcp4a). The transcript is spliced from 4 exons. NCBI's taxonomy places the organism in Eukaryota, Metazoa, Chordata, Actinopteri, Osmeriformes, Osmeridae. The coding region runs from base 127 to 351 and encodes 74 amino acids. Gene Ontology annotation, cellular component: cytoplasm. Gene Ontology annotation, molecular function: calmodulin binding; calcium ion binding. The record is from RefSeq and is a predicted model, not a curated record.
CUCACGGUAUAAAACCUCCCUCUAACAGCACCACGCACCGUGGCCACGAGGACUGUCUGCUUACCAUAGACUUGCGCAUCAAGUACUGGAGCCGAAGACGCUGCCAUACUAAACCACUUUGUAACCAUGAGUGAGAGACAAGGAUCCGGAGCCAUGACUGGCAACAGCAAAGCUUCUGCUGGACAGGGGCGCCAAGGUCGCCAAGAAACCCCAUCAAAACACGAGAAGAAGGAAGUCCCAGCCGAGGACUUUGACAUCGACAUGAAGGCCCCGGAGACGGAGAAGGCUGCCGUUGCCAUCCAAUCACAAUUCAGGAAGUUCCAGAAGAAGAAGCAGGAUGUGAAGUCCUAGAGUGGGCGGGGCGGGGCCAGACAGUCCCGUUAGCCGCUGGCUGGACCGCACCAGUUAGGGGCUUGGUUUUGCAUGUCAAAUGAAACUGCACCGUCAUGGACUCAACUGAGGGGUUGGGGAGGGGAGGGAAAAGAGGGCUGGGUGUUGAAGUGUCGGGGGGAA